AUGAAGAUAUGCGGGGCCACCAUUCUGUCAAUCGCCCUCCUUCUGGGUAACUCUGUCAAGCUCCGAGCUUCCAUUACUGGGCCGGUUCCCUCGGACGGUGAUGGGCCUGCGUCUCAGGUGUGUCAGCAGUGCUGCCAGGGACCUGCUGCCAUACCCGGCAUACCAGGUCUGCCUGGGCCAGUUGGUCCGAUGGGGCCGUAUGGUCAGCCGGGGUCAAAGGGCGAUAAAGGUCAGCAAGGUGUGAUUGGCCCUAUUGGACCUAUGGGUGAGCGGGGAGCACCUGGUAACACUGGGUCUAAAGGUGACGAUGGGAUUGGUCUGCCCGGAAAAAUGGGACCCAGAGGCCCACCGGGUCUUGUUGGAGCAGCCGGUCAGGCUGGUGUCAAAGGUCAGAAGGGUGAGCCAGGACAGACACCCGACGACUCCAGUCAGCAGGUAGCAUUCACCGUGGUGAGGACGAGCACCUCGGAUGAAUCUACGAGUCACGACACCCGUUUGCCCUUCCAGCAGACCGUGACGCUUCUGCCGGGUACCAGCUUCGACCUCGAGACCGGUACGUUCACCUGUAGUGUGCCGGGCACCUACGUAUUUACGUUUUCUGUUCUUAAGAAUGGCAACAGCGGUGUCCUUUACAUCCAUCUUGUUAAAAACGACUACAAGGUUAUCAGUACCUAUGGUCACUCGAAUCAACUUGGUCAGUUGUCUGGUAGCGCGGUAGUGGUCCUGCAGCGAGGAGACACGGUGUAUUUGACCGUGUACGGUAGGGUGCAGAGUUCUUCGACCUAUCACUACAUCUCAUUCAGUGGCUUCCUCCUUUUCUCCGAAUAAAUAAAUAGUUAAAUAAAUAGAAUUAAAUCACAACGCAUAAAUAUAUAGGAGCAGUGCUGCAUUUUUUUGGUUUCGCUUUCCAUUUUGCCAAAACAGUAAUCGAUGAAUUAAAAGAAAA
This is a messenger RNA of Patiria miniata (bat star), 946 nucleotides long. Its product is annotated as collagen alpha-1(X) chain-like. The transcript has a single exon. Gene Ontology annotation, molecular function: protein binding. Bases 1 to 828 code for a protein of 275 amino acids. The record is from RefSeq and is a predicted model, not a curated record. Lineage: Eukaryota; Metazoa; Echinodermata; Asteroidea; Valvatida; Asterinidae.